Triticum turgidum subsp. durum (durum wheat) is the source of this 1884-nucleotide messenger RNA. The record is from the annotation of a GenBank genome assembly. NCBI's taxonomy places the organism in Eukaryota, Viridiplantae, Streptophyta, Magnoliopsida, Poales, Poaceae.
AUGGCGGCCUCGUCAUCAGAGCUGCCCGAGCGCCUCGUCGUGCUCUAUGCAUCGCAAACUGGCAACGCCAUGGAUGCUGCCGAACGUGUAGGGCGAGAGGCUGAGCGUGGAGGCUGCCCGGCUGUCGAUGUUCUCUCCAUGGAUUGCUUCGAUCCCAGUUGCCUGCCACGCGAAAGGUAUGUGGUCUUCGUUGUGUCCACCAUGGGGCAGGGGGACCCCCCAGAUUCCAUGAAGGAUUUUUGGACAUACCUUACCAGAAAGUCUCUGGGUGCGCGAUGGCUGGAAGGGCUAUUUUAUGCCGUGUUUGGGCUCGGCGAUUCAACCUAUGGGAAGUACAAUUAUCCUGCAAAGAAGCUCGAUCGAAGGCUUUUCAAUCUUGGUGCAGAAAGAAUCACAGAAAAAGGCUUGGGAGAUGAUCAACAUUCAUCUGGAUAUGAAGGAGCUCUAGAUCCGUGGUUGCUGAUUUUGUGGAAAUCCCUGAAUCAAACAAAUCCGUCGCUGUUACCAAGAAUAUCUGAUGCCAUUCAUCCUAAUUUGAAUAUUUUGGGGGAUGCAAAGGUAGAAGUCAUAUAUUACUCGGCUCCACAAGAUACCACCAUUUCAGACCCCAAAAUAUUAAUUGAGAGAGCGCGCUCAAUGUCCCCUGCUCUGAAGUAUCAUAAUGAAGGAGAGCCACAAUUCAUGUUACAAAUGGUAACAAAUCAACGUUUGACUAAGGGAGAUUCUGACAGAGAUGUCCGCCAUUUUGAAUUGGAAGAUCGAUAUUCUCCCAUCAGUUAUCAAGUUGGUGAUGCCCUAGAAAUUCUACCAAGUCAGAAUCCAUCAGCUAUUGAUGCUUUCAUUAAACGCUGUAACUUGGAUCCAGAUUGUUACAUAACGAUUCGAGCAAAGGGUGGUGACAAACUUUCCAAAGGUUCACCUAUGAACAGUUUGAUGGAUCCCAUCAAGCUAAAGACCUUUGUUGCUUUGACAAUGGAUGUCACAUCAGCUUCCCCUCGGCGAUAUUUCUUUGAGAUCAUGAGCUAUUUCGCAACAGAUACCGAUCAAAAGGAAAAACUUCAGUAUUUAACUUCUCCUGAAGGAAGAGACGACCUUUACUGGUACAAUCAGAAGGAGAACCGGACUGUUUUGGAAGUUUUGCAGGAGUUUUCCUCGGUGCACAUGCCUUUUGAAUGGUUGGUGCAACUGACACCGCCUUUAAAAAGAAGAGCAUUUUCCAUUUCGUCAUCCCCAUUAGUCCAUCCAAAUCAGAUACACUUGACUGUUAGUAUUGUAUCAUGGCGUACUCCUUUAAAGAGGACACGACAUGGUCUCUGCUCUACAUGGCUAGCGGGGCUCUCUCCAAAUGAAGAGAGUAUUAUACCGUGUUGGAUAUACCGAGGAUCCCUGCCUCAUCCAAAGCCAUCAGUUCCUCUUGUGCUUAUUGGACCAGGAACAGGAUGCGCACCAUUCCGUGCGUUUGUGGAGGAAAGGGCUGCACAGAGUGUGACAGAACCAACUGCUCCUGUUCUAUUCUUCUUUGGCUGUAGAAAUCAAGAUAAUGAUUUUCUGUACAAGGACUUCUGGUUAAAUCAUGCCCAGGACCAGGGGGUGCUUUCCCUAGAAAAGGGUGGUGGUUUAUUUGUUGCGUUUUCUAGGGAUCAACCUCAAAAGGUCUAUGUACAAGAUAAAAUUAGGGAGCAGGGUGCAAGAGUGUUGAACAUGUUAUGCUCCUCUGAGGCUACAAUAUACGUUGCUGGGUCUUCUACCAGAAUGCCUGCUGAUGUUACGGCUGCAUUGGAAGAAGUUUUAUGUCAGCAGGGUGGUGUUCCAAAAAAUGAUGUUUCGCAAUGGGUGACGGGUCUGAAAAAGAAUGGCAAGUUUAUCAUUGAGACCUGGUCAUAA